Cladophialophora carrionii CBS 160.54 is the source of this 630-nucleotide messenger RNA. RefSeq lists its product as uncharacterized. Lineage: Eukaryota; Fungi; Ascomycota; Eurotiomycetes; Chaetothyriales; Herpotrichiellaceae. The coding region runs from base 1 to 630 and encodes 209 amino acids. The transcript has a single exon. The record is from RefSeq and is a predicted model, not a curated record.
AUGGCAUUCGACAAACCCGAAACCAAAGACGAAUUCGAAUCACUACCCAUGGCGAUAUCGGCCGAGAAACCAGCGCGACGAGCAUGGCUGCGUCCUGCGAUAUUCUUGACCAUGGCACUGCUAGUCCUAGCAGUCCUCACCAACACGCUUGCCAGUGGGUGGUCCAUGAGAGAGCCACAAACCGGGCCCGAUCCACCGGCGAGCUGCGGCACUUCCGCUGCUACGGCAAAGGCACGAGGAUGUAAAUACGACAUCAUGAUGGCUGCGUGGCUUCCCCCGGCCUGCUAUUACCAGGAACGUUCCAAGGAAUUUCUGCUGGAGGAGCAGGAUCAGUGGUAUCGAGACGCCAACCUCACUACACCCAUGACUCUCGACGAGCUAAGGCUGGGAGACUAUGGCACAGCCUUCACUCGGUCAAAGUUUCACCUCCGCCAUUGUAUCUACAUGUGGAUCAUUUUGCUGGAUGGCUUGAAGGACAAACGAUUGGUCGAUUCUGACUCCCUCAGCGCGGAACAUGUCCGACACUGCGCCAAUCUGCUUGUGGAUCCGCAUGGGAAAGGAGGCCUCGGGGGGCUUGGCGCGUACAGUAGGAUCGAUAUCAGUAUACUAGAAUGUGGAUCUCCAUGGUGA